AUGGUCCUGCGAGGGCUGGCUCUGUCCUUUCUCCUGGUCCUUGCACCUCAAUUGCCUGCAUGGAUACAGAAGGACCCUGGUUCCAAGAACCUGGGGAGAGCUGAGGAAGGAGGGAGGUGCCCAAAACCCCAGUGGGAUGAAAGACUCCAGUUUGUACCAAGCAAAAACAGUUAUGAAGAGAAUGAAGAACUGACGCUGAACUGCUCUGGAGAUCUCGAGCCGUCCUACACCAAGGUCAAAUGUGCAAGGGAAUUUCUGGGAAUCAGUUCUGGAGAAGCAGUCUAUGGAGAUGCCUGGUGGGGCACAAACAGCACAGGUGCCUGGACAUACAUUGAGAGAGCCGUAGAGUGUAUUGAAACGUGUAAAAGGCCCAGCUGGGACCCCAGACUCCAGCUGGCACCUGACCGGAAGAAUUACAGGAAAAACGAAGAAGUGGUGCUGAGCUGCCCCAAGGAUUUCCAGCCAUCCUUCACCCGCUUGAAGUGUUUAGGGGAAGACCAGACCAUAACCAGCUGGAAUCCUUUAUACAGAGACCUAUGGCUGGGAAGGGACGGCAGAGGUGACUGGAUCCACAUUCAGUCCAGGGUGGAGUGCAUCGGGGACUUCCAGAUUGUCCCUGGGACCUUGGAGAUUUCCAGCACCAGCAUCACACUGAACUGGACCUGCAGGCUCCCUGAUGCCUGCCAAUAUAUGCGGGCCACAUGCCGUCUGGCCUUGCCUGCCUCCCCUCCCUGUGAGGCUGAGGAGGUGCAGGGAGAGGAGAUGCUGCAAGGCCAGGAGGGAACAUUCACCUGUCCCCCUCUGCAGCCCUUCACUGUCUACAGUGUCACCAUCUCCUUGCCCCCUAACACGGUCCUGUACACGAAGCUUCUCACAACAAAGGAAACAGUGCCGGACAAACCGGAGAAUCUGUGGCUGGAUCCCAACACGGGGUGUCUCAAAUGGGAGCCAUUGCCCCCCUGCAAAGGGAAGAUCAUCGGAUACCAGCUAAACAUCACGGCCGAGAGAGCACACGAUGGCAGCUUCCUUGAGUUCAAGCAGGUGGUGGUGAACCAGUCUGUCACUCAGUACAUGCCACCUCGUCAGGCACCUGGAAGUAAAUACAUGGUGGCAGUGCAGGGCCUCACGGCGGCUGGUGCUGGGGCUGCAUCAAUCCUGGAAUUUCAGACCUACGUCUCAGGGCAGCCUCCGGGCCCAUGGCCAGGGACGGUGGUCACAGUGGUGGUGGUAGUGGUGGUUCUGGUCGCCCUGUCUGCAGGGAUCCUGUGGUUUGUGCUGUCCAGGAGAAGGAAGGCCUUGCCCAGCAAAGUUGAAGAGGACCACUACACAGAGCUCCAGCCUUAUGAGAACGUGGAUAACUACUGUGUGGUCAAGGGCACUCUUCUGGCAGAGGAAGAAGCAGGUAAAGGUGGCCAGGCUGGAGAGAUGUUGCCUCAGACCCCGCCGGUCCUGGAGUCCUCAAGAGACAGUCAGAGUAGUGAGGGAGAGGAGAAGAUGAGGCUGAAGGCCCCAGCUCAGUGCUGA
Molecule: messenger RNA, 1524 nt
Organism: Calidris pugnax (ruff)
Lineage: Eukaryota; Metazoa; Chordata; Aves; Charadriiformes; Scolopacidae
Exons: 10
Coding region: 1-1524 (507 amino acids)
Molecular function (GO): protein binding
Source: RefSeq, a predicted model, not a curated record